This is a messenger RNA of Symbiodinium sp. CCMP2456, 1158 nucleotides long. Lineage: Eukaryota; Dinophyceae; Suessiales; Symbiodiniaceae. The record is from the annotation of a GenBank genome assembly.
AUGAGACAGGAUGUGCUGCACAUGGACGACCAGCUGACGAAGGAGACGGGACUCCGGAAGAGCUUGCAGGAGGAGAAGAAGACUCUAAUGGCGCAGGUGCAGAAUUUGGUGGUGCAGCUGGACACCUCCCGCUUGGCAGUUGACUCCACACAGCGGGAGCUGACAGACGUCACCAACAACAAGGUGCGACUGGAGAGCAUCCUCCGUGACACCAAGUCUGCCAUGCAGAAGAUGACUCUGGAGCAGCAGGUGGAGCAAAAGUCCCACGCCCAGCGCGUGGCGAUGUUGGAGAAGGUGAUCUCUGACGAGAGGGCCGAGCGGAGAAAUCUCGUGAGCGAGACCAUGGAGGUCAGCGCUUCGCGAGAGGAGACCCUCGACACGCUGCGGAAGGCGAACCAAGAGAUCACCGAGAUCAAGCGGCACCGAUUCGAGAAGGAGGAGGAGAUCGAACGGCUGAAGGUUCUGCUCCAAGCGCAGGAGCAGCGCAACGCCGAGCAGCUGGUGACCGUGGACAAGUACCACGCCGUGGUCGCCUCCCAUGAAUCUGAGAUGAGGCAAAUCCAGAUGCUCCUCGAAUGCGAGAGGGAAGAGGCCGCCAGGAAGAUGGCGGAGCUCCAAGAUACCUACACAGCCGCCAAGAAGAGCCUGGAGCAACGGCUGGAGCAGUACAGCCACUGUUGCGAGGACCUCCGGUCUCACAUCUGCCUCCGGGAGGACGAGAAGACGAAGGAAGCUGAGAAAAUGAAGCGGGCUCACCUCGAGGAGCAGGUCAAAGGUCUGAAAGCAAGGAUGGACGUGGUCCAGGAGUCGGCCGACCAAAACGAGGAGCGAGCAAAAAGAGCCGAAGCAGAGGUGCAGAAGCGGGACGCCCGCAUCCUGAGUCUCCAGCAGUCCGUGGCAGUUGCUGAGGAAAAGCGCGACAUGUGGAAAGCAAGGCUUGAUGCUGUGCUUCCGGACGUCGAGCACGCGUCCCUAGCCCGCGAAGAUGCACAGAUGCAGUACGAGCGCAUCCGCGUCAGCACAGAGGUCUUCCAGGAGGUCAAAGCAAGCCUCGAGAGACAGCUGGCGUGUCUAGGCAACAGCACCGCCCCUGCCAUCAAGACUGCGACGGCGACGACUCUUGUUCCUGUGACGGUUAUCACAAACUCAGAACCAUAA